GAACAGCUAAAAUUGCUUUCUCGUUAAUUAAAUAAAAUUUGACUCUGUAUCUGAAAUUAAAAAUAAAACUUACCUAUCCGCAAUAUUAUUGGUGAAUUCGCACAAGAACCUCUUUGAGUAUGCUUCAGACGUCAUAGCAACUGGCUGAAUUUUGUUCCUUUUCUCUUCGCGUCUUCCUUCAUUUGACGGUAUCUCCCGGUGUAAUAAACGAGCUAACGCUGCCUCAAGUGACCAAUCAGAGCAGGCGUUUCGCCGUGUUUUCUUAUGCGUCACGUGUGUUUUGUGCGGUCGAUUGCGACCGCAGAUGGUUCGUCGUCUGCUUCUCGCAUGUCGCUGCUUUAUCUCCUGUUGUUUAAACAGCGUCUAAUGAAAACAACAGAGUCCGUCCUGUUGGAGGGACUCGCCAUCCGGUACCGAACGCAACAGCCUGCGUGAAAUAGGGAAUGAGCGACGAGACAGCACCGGACUGCUGGAAGAGAAACUCCGGGUGCCCCAGUAUUGAGCAAAUGCUGGCCGUGAACCCCGGAAAGACGCCCAUCAGUCUGCUGCAGGAGUAUGGAACGCGGAUAGGCAAGACCCCUGUGUAUGACCUGCUGAAGGCAGAGGGACAGGCCCACCAGCCCAACUUCACUUUCCGAGUCUCCGUUGGAGAGAUCAGCUGCACCGGUCAAGGCCCCAGCAAGAAGGCAGCCAAGCACAAAGCAGCUGAAGCUGCUUUGAAGAUGCUCAAGGGAGGUCUCGGAGGUCCUGCAGGAAUUGGUGUCGCAGAAGAAGGGUUUAUCGUUGUUGAUGUUUCUACUGAUGGAGACAGAUCCCAGACAGAGAUGAAGACGUCAGGCAGUUCUCAGCAGUCUGAAUGUAACCCUGUAGGGGCUCUCCAGGAGCUAGUGGUGCAGAAAGGAUGGCGUUUACCAGAAUAUACCGUCACCCAAGAGUCUGGUCCGGCACAUCGCAAAGAGUUCACCAUGACCUGCAGGGUCGAAAGAUUCGUGGAAAUUGCUCCAGGAAGUGGGACGUCCAAGAAGCUCGCCAAGAGGAACGCAGCGGCGAAGAUGUUGUCCCGCAUACACGAUGUCCCGGUUGACCUGAGGACCAACAAUGAGGCCGAGUUGGAAGACGACACCUUUACUAUCCCAAUGGGCAGCAGGGCAGAGUCAGGCAAAAGUAAAGGCUUCAGCUGCACCUGGGAUUCUCUGCGCAACUCUGCCGGAGAGAAGAUCCUUCAGCUGCGCAGCCACCCUCUGGGAAUGCCCUCAGACUCCAACUCCUGCUCCCUGUUGAACGACCUGUCUGUUGAACAGCGCUUUGACGUCAGUUACCUUGAUUUAGAGGAGCGUAGCCUGAGCGGCCUGUGUCAGUGUUUAGUAGAGCUGUCCACACAGCCAAUCACAGUGUGCCACGGCUACGCACAGAGCAUAGACGCCGCUCGAGCCAAGGCAGCCCACAAUGCACUGCAGUACCUCAAAAUCAUGGCGGGAGGAAAGUGAUGUCAUUGUCCUCGUUGCAGCCUCCAACAAAGCAAACUUCACACUGCCAGGAUGGUUUUUCACUUGGUGACGGAGAGGCUUUUUUGUUUUUUUGAAGAGUUAAAAUCAUGAAAUACCUCAACUACUUUUUUUUUUUUUUUUCCCUUGACCUCAAGUUGACGUGCUGGAGCUCUGCUUUUGUCACUUUAAUGUUUAUUCUUAAUGUUGCCCAUUUUUUUUUAUAUAGUAUUCAAUUUUUGUCACCCAUUUAUAUCAGGACUUUUUUUAACUGGAGAAAAAAAAUAUUUUAAAUUGACUGAAGAUGAAUUCAGACGCAACAAAAACGAAUUGGGCUUGGACUCUCUGUUCUAACGGAUGGACACUAAUUCAAAUAGACGCUGCUGAAACCUGGAGAAACAGACUCUGUUAUAUGGAUAUUAGUAGAAAAUGAUCAGGUAAUCUCGGCCCUGGACGCAAAGGUUGUUCUCUUUGUUCUUGAAAAUGCGUUCUCACUUUUGUUUGCCUGUCCAUGAAAUUCAUUGUCAUGUGAUGUUGUCACUCAUUCUGCGAGGAUCUGCGUUCUCUAAUGUUUUUGGAUCCGUAUUGGAGAAAAAAAAAAUUAGCUUGUUCUUAAUCCGUUUUAAUCAUGUGAAUCUCAUACUGAAUUUAUGGUGAAUGGUGAAUUUUAAACAUAAUCUUUGUGGAAUUUUUUGUGGCAACCAAAUUUGACAUAUUCAAUUGAAUUAAUUGAAUAUUGAUUGAAAAAGUUAAUCGGUCCCUAGGGGCAAUUGGAGAGAGGGUUUUUGGGGUUUUUCUUACUUUUCCACUUAAAAUCAUAACAUAAGAAUGUUUAUAAAAUAACUUGGUGAUUUAAUAGCAGUUUUAAAAAUAUUACCCCAAAGUGUUUGAUUAAUGUGAUAUAUAUAAAAAAAAUCCAUCAUGUAAACAGUAGACUGUUGAUUCACAGUAAAUCAUUUGUUGACCAUCUGCUUUUGCACACCACUGUUCAGUUAAUGCUGAAAAGAGUUUGCACUCUCAAACAUUGUUCCUUUGUACGGCGCAGGUUAACUCACUUCACCUCACUGUCACUGACAGGUUUUAUUAUCAGAGUGUUAAAGAAAUUCAUUGAAAAUAUUGGUCAGUUCUUGGUGCUAAUAGAUUUGCUGUUAAAGCAGUAGAAAUUGUUGGUCGAUGUAUUUUAUUUUUUUUUCCCCUUUUUUUGAAAGUGUGAGCUCCAGGUAGAUUUUACGUUGUUACCAAUAAAACGUUUUAUUCAACUUUA
Cynoglossus semilaevis (tongue sole) is the source of this 2748-nucleotide messenger RNA. RefSeq names its product TAR (HIV) RNA binding protein 2 (gene tarbp2). Lineage: Eukaryota; Metazoa; Chordata; Actinopteri; Pleuronectiformes; Cynoglossidae. Gene Ontology annotation, cellular component: nucleus; RISC-loading complex; RISC complex. The coding region runs from base 444 to 1487 and encodes 347 amino acids. Gene Ontology annotation, biological process: regulation of siRNA processing; regulation of viral transcription; siRNA processing. The transcript has 8 exons. Gene Ontology annotation, molecular function: siRNA binding; double-stranded RNA binding; pre-miRNA binding. The record is from RefSeq and is a predicted model, not a curated record.